Triticum dicoccoides is the source of this 1257-nucleotide messenger RNA. Its product is annotated as Cyclophilin-like peptidyl-prolyl cis-trans isomerase family protein. The record is from RefSeq and is a predicted model, not a curated record. The transcript has 8 exons. Gene Ontology annotation, molecular function: peptidyl-prolyl cis-trans isomerase activity. Bases 205 to 906 code for a protein of 233 amino acids. NCBI's taxonomy places the organism in Eukaryota, Viridiplantae, Streptophyta, Magnoliopsida, Poales, Poaceae. Gene Ontology annotation, biological process: protein peptidyl-prolyl isomerization.
CUGCCGCCGGGCCGUCACCCCAAACACCUCGAUCCUGCCCCCAACCUCCGCACUCCUUGCCCCAACACCCCCGACUCUCGCGCGCGUGGCCGACAUCGCCGUUCGUGCUGUCUCCACCCCGCCCGCAAUCUUUGGCCAUCGGGGUUUGAGUCCUAGACAAAGAAGAAUCCCCUAGAGAGAGCUGUUGUCCUGCGCGAGUAGCAGAUGGCGAGGAUAAAGCCGAAACAGUUGCUAAUUCAGAGCAAGACGAAGAAGGGUCCAUCGCGAAUCAGUUAUUCUAGCAUCAUCACCUGGAACCUGAUCGUCGUCUUGGUUGUGCUAUCUCUCUAUGCAACUUACAGGCAUUGGCAUCACAGGCCGGCCUUCGAGGCUGAAAUGGAUCUUCCUCGGGCUGAGAAUAUAGAAAGAUCUGAGGAUUCAACAAAAAUAAGUACCCCAAGCUACGUGAUAAUGGACACUUUGAAAGGCUCAAUUACCAUAGAAAUAUCCAAAGAUGCUUCUGCUGGUGUUGUGGACAGAUUUAUCAACUUAUGCAAGAGUGAUUAUUUUAAAGGAAUGCCAUUUCGUCAUGUCAUAAAAAACUUGGUAAUCUAUGGUGGUGAUUUUGAUUUGAAUGGAGCUGCCCAUGAAUGGAUACUGAAAGCCAAAGCCAGUGGAGAAAAUGCUCUCAGUCCAAAGCAUGAGGCCUUCAUGAUCGGGACUACAAGGAGUCCUAAUAAUAAAGGAUUUGAUCUAUUUAUCACGACUGCUCCAAUUCCUGACUUGAAUGGCAAGAUCGUUUUGUUUGGGAGAGUUAUUAAGGGAGAAGAUAUUGUUCAGGAGAUUGAAGAAAUCGAUACUGAUGAGCAUUACCAGCCCAAAACCCCUAUCGGCAUAAUUAACAUCAGCCUUAUACAGGAGCUUUGAGCUGAUCCUGCUGCUGUCCUUGUAUCAACCGUCACCUGUCCGUAUACUCUUUAAGAAGGCAACUCCUGGCACUUCGUCCCAGUUCAUGCAGCAGCUGUGUAUAAAUUUAUACCUUUGUUUUAUUUUCAAGCGGAGUUCAUGUGUUCAGUUGUUCCAAUGUAAAUUUCAACCACUUUUAUAAGCAUGAAUAUGGCCGUGACCAUAUCUAACUUGUGCGUUGAACACUGAAAUGAGUCUGCUGGUGAUGGGUGCGAUGCUAAUGAACACGCACAUAUGUAAUGUCACUAGACCAUAAUAGCGAGCGAUGCCGGGCUCGUCAAUUUAACCCAUAAUAAGGGCAAGAAGAGUGCA